This is a messenger RNA of Archocentrus centrarchus (flier cichlid), 1641 nucleotides long. RefSeq names its product cytosolic sulfotransferase 3-like. The record is from RefSeq and is a predicted model, not a curated record. The transcript has 9 exons. Lineage: Eukaryota; Metazoa; Chordata; Actinopteri; Cichliformes; Cichlidae. The coding region runs from base 216 to 1097 and encodes 293 amino acids. Gene Ontology annotation, molecular function: sulfotransferase activity.
GCGAUAAAUCAGAGAGGCGUGGACAUGAAAACUGGGAUCAGGAUGAGAGUUAUGCCGGUGCAUUGGCACUUACGUAACACAACAAAAUAAUCAGACCUCUUCCUUUGACUUUUUGUUAUUUUUUACUGAGAUUUCAGGAAGUUGCGAAGUUUCUGCAGAGAGCAUUACGCAACCAGCAGACUUCUGGAGACUCAAGUAUAAUACUACACAGCAAGAUGGAGAUGCCACCUCGACCAACAAUGUUUGACUUCCAUGGAGUCUCCAUGAUCAAGAUCUUCACUGACAACUGGGACAACAUACAGAACUUCAAAGCAAGACCAGAUGAUAUUGUCAUUGCUACGUACCCUAAAGCAGGAACCACAUGGGUCUCUUACAUCCUAGAUCUUCUGUACUUUGGACACUUGGGUCCAGAACGUCAGACAUCCAUUCCUGUUCAUGAGCGAGUGCCCUUCCUGGAGUUCUGUGUACCUUCUCUACAUUCAGGUACAGACUUGGCUGACAAACUUCCGACCACUCCUCGUCUCAUUAAAACUCAUCUACCAGUCCAGCUUCUACCAAAGUCCUUCUGGGAGCAGGGCUGCAGGAUAGUCUAUGUGGCCCGCAAUGCAAAGGACAAUGCUGUGUCCUAUUUCCACUUUGACCGCAUGAACCAUGCUCAGCCUGAAGCAGGAGACUGGAGCACCUUCCUGCAGGAGUUCAUGGAGGGAAAGAGGGUUCUUGGAUCGUGGUAUGACCAUGUUAAUGGCUGGUGGGAGAAGAAGCAGACUUAUUCAAAUCUUCACUACAUGUUCUAUGAAGAUUUGAUUGAGGACUGUGGACGAGAAAUAGACAGACUGUGUUCCUUCCUUGGUUUGUCUCCUUCAGUUGAAGAGAAGGAAAACGUGAGAACCAGUGUGAUGUUUGACAAUAUGAAACAAAACAAAAUGACCAACUACUCCACCAUUCCAAUAAUGGACCAUACUGUUUCUCCUUUCAUGAGAAAAGGAAAAGUUGGUGACUGGAAGAACCACUUCACUGUGGCCCAGAAUGAACAGUUUGAUGAAGACUACAAGCAGAAAAUGAAGAAUCCUGAUCUCAAGUUUCGUUAUGAAAUUUAGAGCCCCGGCUGGGUGUGACAGACCUCUGCACUGAUUUAUGAUUAAAUUGUUCAAAACAAAUCAAGUUUAAUGUAAAAUUUGGCAGCAGAAUUGUUGUAUAUUUAAUGGGGGGCAUUAAUCCAUAAUUUGAUGGUGUAAUAUGUUAAUUAAAAACAGUAGAACAGAACUAUAAAUUUUUGGGCAGCAUGACAUCACUGUUAAUGUCAACAGAACCUUGGAUGAGAAAUAGAUCGACUGUGCUCCAUCCUUGGUAUGAGACGAGUCAGAGCCAGUAUACAAAAUAAAACAAACUGAUCCAGGCCCAACAAACAGCCAGCUAUUUUUCCAGUUUCCAGAGUGAACAGAGUGUUCUAAUUUGUAUCCAUAGUCCAGUUAUCAGUAACCACUAUUUUUGUAAACAGUUUUUUAUAUAGUAAAAUUGUAAACAUUUACCUAGUGAUGGGCGGAUGAAGCCUUGGAAGCUUUCCAUUCAAUUGUUUUAAAAAAAAAAAAAAAAAAGGUUCAUUUCUGGAGGCUUCAUGUGCAUACAGACACCCCCUGCUGG